AUGGCGAUCAAGCACAACCAGACGAUUCCCAACACCCACUUCCGCAAGCAGUGGCAGCGGCGUGUGCGGUGCCACUUCGACCAGCCCGGCAAGAAGGUCACCCGCCGUUUGGCGCGCCGCUCAAAGGCCGCCGCGGUCGCUCCCCGCCCGGUUGACAAGCUCCGCCCGGUCGUCCGAUGCCCCACCAUCAAGUACAACCGCCGGACACGCCUCGGCCGUGGCUUCACGCUGGCUGAGAUCAAGGCUGCCGGCAUCCCCAAGCACUAUGCCCGCACCAUCGGUAUCUCGGUCGAUGCGCGCCGCCAGAACCUCUCGGAGGAGAGUCUUGCCAUCAACGUUGAGCGCCUGAAGGAGUACAAGGCCCGCCUCAUCGUCUUCCCCCGCAAGUCCAACAAGCCCAAGAAGGCCGAUACCCCCAAGGACCAGCAGACCGCCGAGACCACACAGCACAUCCGCGCCUCGUUCGGCGUCGAGCAGCCGAUCGCCGCCGGCAUCACCGAGAUCUCCAAGGGCGACCUGCCCCAGAACGUCGAGGGCGGUGCCUACAGGGCCCUCCGGAACGCGAGGUCGACCGCCCGCCUGGUCGGUGUCCGCGAGAAGCGGGCGAAGGACAAGGCCGAGGAGGAGAAGGCCAAGAAAUAG
This is a messenger RNA of Chaetomium globosum CBS 148.51, 642 nucleotides long. RefSeq names its product 60S ribosomal protein L13. The record is from RefSeq and is a predicted model, not a curated record. Lineage: Eukaryota; Fungi; Ascomycota; Sordariomycetes; Sordariales; Chaetomiaceae. The transcript has 6 exons. Gene Ontology annotation, cellular component: ribosome; cytosolic large ribosomal subunit. Gene Ontology annotation, molecular function: structural constituent of ribosome; RNA binding. The coding region runs from base 1 to 642 and encodes 213 amino acids. Gene Ontology annotation, biological process: translation.